Molecule: messenger RNA, 2092 nt
Organism: Oreochromis niloticus (Nile tilapia)
Lineage: Eukaryota; Metazoa; Chordata; Actinopteri; Cichliformes; Cichlidae
Gene: rsph4a
Product: radial spoke head component 4A
Exons: 8
Coding region: 498-1910 (470 amino acids)
Biological process (GO): cilium movement involved in cell motility; axoneme assembly; cilium assembly
Cellular component (GO): axoneme; radial spoke
Source: RefSeq, a predicted model, not a curated record
CGAGCGCUACGUUUCAGUAACCAUAGCAACCCUUGGAGUUUCUAUACGGCGGUACAUUGAGAAAGCCGUAAGACAAAAAUUUUGGAAGUCUUUUCCACGCUUGUAUAACCCGUUACUCUGUCCAUACCUCAGACGUAGUUGACGAACGAUGGACGGAAAAGAGAGAGUGCAGUCAGCUGCCGCGUUCAAGUCUUAUAUGUUGAAAAACAGCACGAAAAGCAACCUGAACCUUUUUCCAUCAUCUGAUGAUCUCUGAUGAUCCCUCGGGAUAAAACCCCCAUAGAUGGUGGUCUCAUUAGUAGAUGUAUGCUCACGGCAUCCUGAGCCACAGCCACUGGAACUGGUGUCUGUGACUUAUUCAGUGACACAAGAGCUUCUUUUUCACACUAAUUAAAGGUCCUGGCUACAUUUUUGCAUGUUAACUAGUGUUGUGCUGCCCGUAUGAGUUGCCAGGGGAAAUGCACCUUUAGAGUUAUGACCACCUCACUCGCUUGUUGAUGAAGUUGAUGGAUGAGCAGCCACAUAAUGCAGUGGAUGUGAUAGAGGAUAUGAGCAGUGAUGUAAAACGGGGUUUGUUAGAAGAGAUGCAGAGCACUCUGCAAGAUCUUCCAGAGACUACAGCUGAUGCGGAGCUGGCUGAGCAACAGCGCCUGCUCUUUACUCGCCCAAAAGAUGUGGAUCAUGAGGAGGAACUGGUGGAAACACCUCUUCCUAAUGUGAGUGAGUUAAGCUUCUACCUGGAGCAAGCUGGAGUGGGUUUGGGCAGAGAUGAGAUGCAGAGAAUUUUUCUUGCUCUCAAGCAGCUUGUUGAGUCACAGCCGCUGUUGCACUGCCGACUAUGGGGCAAGAUUUUGGGAACAGAGAACAGCUAUAUUGUUGCUGAAGCUGUUGUUGAAGGGGACGACCAUAGCGUCAAUGAACCAGCUGAAGAAGAGGAGCGAGAGGUUGAUACUCAGGAGAAUGAGAUAGAUCAACUUCCUCAGUCGACCUAUAAACCCCCAUCAGUUGUGCCAAAGGAAGCCACAGGAACAGGUGCUAAUAAGUUUGUUUACUACGUGUGCAAUGAGCCUGGUCUCCCUUGGGUAAAGUUACCUUCAGUCAGUCCUGCACAGGUCACUGCUGCUCGACAGAUCCGCAAAUUUUUCACUGGGAAGCUGGACACCCCAAUUGUGAGCUACCCACCUUUUCCUGGGAAUGAAGCUAACUAUUUACGAGCACAGAUUGCCCGAAUCUCUGCUGGCACACAGGUAAGCCCUCAAGGCUUCUACCAGGUUCUAGAGGAAGAAGGUGAUGAGGAAGAUGAAGUAUCCCAGAGCAACUAUGAACCAAAUCCAGACUUUGAGGGUAUUCCAGCUGCUGAAAUGGCUGAGUCUUUGUCUAACUGGGUGCAUCAUGUUCAACACAUCUUGCUGCAGGGUCGCUGUACAUGGGUGAACUUGGCAGUAAAACCAGGAGAUGAAUCUAAUGAGGAGGGAGAAGCUGAUGAGAAGGAAGAAGAGCCUGAUGAGCCAGAGCCAGAGGUUGGACCCCCUAUGUUUACGCCCAUCUCCCAAGAUGCAGAAAUGUUCAACACUCCUCCCUGGAGCCUUAGUUUGUCCUCCACACUAACAUCUCAGCAUGCAGUAGCAGUGCUGCGUUCUAACCUCUGGCCAGGCGCAUAUGCGUAUGCCUGUGGAAAGAAGUUUGACAACAUAUAUAUUGGAUGGGGUUUAAAGUAUACUGGAGGAGGGUAUACUCCACCUGUGCUCCCACUGCCACAGAAAGAAUAUCCUAGUGUACCCGAAAUCACAGAGGCCUUGGACCCAUCAUUGGAGGAGGAACAGGCCCUGAAAGAAGCUUUAGAGGAGCAACAGGCUGUCCGAGAGGAAAUGGAGGCGACAGAUGAAGAGGAGGAAGAAGAGGAUGACUGAGUAAAAAGUUGACAUUAAAUUAAAAAGAAAGAAGAUAUGCAUGCCAGUGUCAAAUAAUUAGUUUACUCAUGGACCUUUAAUGUAGUUUAGGAGAAUGCAUUUUAAUAUUUAGAGGGCAGAUGUGAAGUGAGAUGUUGUGGAAAAGUUCAUUGACUCUUUAAUAAAUGUAAUAAAUGGUAUUA